This is a messenger RNA of Stylonychia lemnae, 1788 nucleotides long. Lineage: Eukaryota; Ciliophora; Spirotrichea; Sporadotrichida; Oxytrichidae. The record is from the annotation of a GenBank genome assembly.
AUGAAAAGUUGCCUCCUAAACUGCAUUAAGUAGUAAGAUAUGUAUGGUAGACCAAUAACUCUGACAUAUCAAAAGAGCUAGACGUUUAAAUCGGUUAUUGGAGGAAUUUUUACUCUCAUAACUAGGCUAUCAAUUUUAGUCUUCUUCCUAUUAGAGUUAGCAAAUGUUCUAAGAAAGCAAAGUACUAUCAAGAAUUCUAAUUAUAUAAGGGAUUUAGCAAAUGAUUUAACAGAGUAUUAAUUUGAUUAAUCAAACUUUGAUAUCGCAGUAUCCCUGUCAUACAUGAAUGAUUGGACAUAAUCUAUCACUCCAGUUAUAUAUAGAUAUGCUCUUGUAUCGAUAUCUCAAAUGAGCUUUGGGUUUGUGGUUUAGGAUGGAUAACUUGUUUGGGAAUUGAAAGAAGAUGAUUUUCCUCUAAUUAAGUGCCCACCAGGAAGAUUUUUAGGGGAGGAAAAAAUAACUAAGACACUGGGUAUAGAAACUUCAUUUUUAUGUCCAGAUAAAUUAAAUUUGACACUUCAAGGAAGCUUUUCAAGCAAAUAAGCUAAAUUUUUGAGAAUAAAUGUUAGAAAAUGUGAAGAAAGCAGAUUAAAGCUUUUAUAUCCUAAUGAAACAUGCGCUAGUUAGAGUGAGAUAGAUAGAGUAUUCGAAAAAAUGCAAUUGUGGGUUCCCAUUAUCAAUCAGUAUUUUGAUGAUUAUGAACUGAAUGCUUAUCCCAUAAAAACAACAAUCUACAAUGCUUAUUUUACAACAGCACCAAACUUAUCCUAGCAUUACUUUGUAAAAUUAUCUGAAAACAGAGCGAUAGUCAGAGAUUCUUAUCUUUCAAGCAACGUUCAUGAACAAAUUCUUACCUAUUACUCAAUUAGAUAGGAAUACCAGUUUAAUAAAAUUCCAGAUGAUAACUUUUCUCCUAUUCAAAUUACAAUAGCCAUUGAUGAAAACAUAAAAUAAACUGACAAGAAUCUAGAUAGAAGAAAAAAGAAAGAUAUGAAUAUCUAGAUAAUAAAGAUGGAACAAUAAGUACUUUAAGACAAGAAUCAGGGAAUUAAUCAACUAGAUCUUAAAAUUAAAAAAUUAUUAUAAACUCAAUUAAACAAUGAUCUUAGUUUUUCUAUAACUUUAAUGAUUUUCUCAAGUACUGGCUAUAAAGACUAUGCUAUAAGAGUUAGUAAAUUACUAGCUUAAUUGUACUUAACUAAACAAUAAAGAUUUUUAAUGCCUUACUUUAAUGACAAACUUAUUUAUCUAGCAGAUCCGAACUAAAUCAAUCAAAAAGAAUGUAGAUUUGAAGAAAAAAUAAAAGAUUGGUAACAAAUUAACGAAGAUCAUAAAUCAAAUAUUCAAAAGUAUCUUGGGUAACUAAUAAAAUCUUCAGAAAAAUCUUAGAUUGAUAGAAAAAUAUUAAAGAAUUUGAUUGAUGUAGAAAAAAUCACUCUCAAUAGCUCUAAUAAUGAAAAUUUUUAGGAUUUAAAAUUUAUGAAUAAAGAAACUGAUGCAUUAAAGGAAAUAAUUGAACUCAUAGGCUCAUAAACUCAAUCUGAUCAAGAUAAAAAUUUAAUAAAAAUUGAAAGUAUGAAGAAGAGUGACAUAAAAAAGUCAAAAACUAAAGAACCCAUGAAAAAAAAGAAAAGAAUAAAAAGAAAUGGAGAGUUAAAAAAUAAGGACCUUGGUUCAACUGAUGAUAGUAGAGUUCUAAAACUUUUAAAAUCUCCAUAGAGCUAGAGAAUAAUGAUUAAAACUAGAAAAAUACAUAGUGAAUAAGUGUUGGAGUCCUUUUAUGAUUGA